This is a messenger RNA of Gasterosteus aculeatus aculeatus (three-spined stickleback), 4682 nucleotides long. The record is from RefSeq and is a predicted model, not a curated record. Lineage: Eukaryota; Metazoa; Chordata; Actinopteri; Perciformes; Gasterosteidae.
UUAUUUUUGUUGUAUUGUUUAGGAUAACCGGCAUUCCAUAGUAACCGUAGUGUUGCUUGUUAGCUAGCAUAUUGGUGUUAGCCUAAGUAGCUAACGUUAGCUCGUCUGACGUGUACUUUUUUUUCCGAGUCCGACAGAAAACGCCGUACCAUCGGACCUUUAACAAGGACGUUAUUUUGCUGUUUAGAGUUGUACAAAAACGGGCACAUCCUGAAUGCUUUCGAGUUCAACAAAACCUGGGACAAUGGGGCAGUCCUCCUUCAAAUACGGGAUGCUUUUAAGGGGAAAAUUCCCGACGAUGUGAGGUAGAGCUAGCAUUAACAUGAUAGAAUAGACAGUCAGACUCCAUGGCACUAUAUUAGGAGUCCUUUACUUAACUAACUUUUCAAGGAGGACAAUGCCCCUUCGGUUAUCAUAUCACAGUAAAUGUACAAGUGCAUCCUAUAUAGUAAAGUGAAUUGGACAUUUAACGUCACGGUUUCCGGACCUGGCAGGUUUUUAGCUAACAAUCCGGAAAAAAUAAUGUUCCAAAUAAUCGUAAAAUGUUUUCAGGUGUUUAACUGUGUUAAAGUAGGCGUUGGCUCCUUACCGUUCGAGCCAAAUACUGUUUUAAUUGUGAAAGUAACACUUUUCGAAACCAGAGUUAGUAAAAGGACGCUAACGCUGGUUAACUAGCCGUGCGCUGCUGUAGGCAUGACCCGGACGGACGUCCAUCUUCAUUGUAAACGUUUGUUUUUCGCGGAGAUUAAACAUUGGUGAAAGGGUUGCUAAAAGGACUAUCGAUGCUGACAACAUAUGCGGGAACCCAAUUUUGGCCUUUCACAAUAAGAUAUCCCGUGUCAACGCCGCCAAAUAGCCCAAUAAAAUCUCUUUGAUCAUUGCCCCAGCUUUGCCCAACUCUCGCCCCAGUGAGUCUUACUACUUUCUAUCAUCAAAGUAACUUUCCUGCAGUAGUUAGACAUGUAAAUGAUUUGUUGACAUGUAUGGGGGGGAAAAAGACCGGAAACAGCGCCAAAUUACGAGCGUCCAGGUCAGGGAUGUACGAGCUUUCGCCGUCCGCGAUGGGAUACAGUGACGUUAAUUUUCUUCCACCAACAUCACUUAAACAAAAAAAGAUUUUAUGGAUCUUUCAUUCAUUCCAGAAGUGUGUCUUUAACAGUAAUGUACCCCAUUGAUUUGUGUACAGCUGUGAACUACUGAUGGCUUGUGGCAACAAGUUGAUCACACCAGGGUUGAGGGAAGGCCAGCAACUUGACGCCAGUAUAAUCCAAAAAGUAUUUAGGUAUAAGGCUCUAUAUGUAAGACCCUCCAGACCUCUUGAGCCUGACAAUUUGGAUGAAAGUUCCUCCUCCAAGGAGUGCGUCGAAAUGGUGCCGUCAGUCACCACCGCAGGAAGCUGACAACAUGACCCUGUCGGAGACCACCCAGACCGCCCCUCCAUGUCAGCUACCAGCAGCCUUGCACCUGCGAGCACCGCCCCCUGCAGCCUGGUACCGCCGACAACCGUGGACAGCACCCUUGAUGCAAACAGCACCCCACCACUGACCAACAACCUAUGGCCAGAAAGUACAGAUUACAGAGCAUACCUUUCUGUGAUAAAUCUUUCAUCAGAUGAGGAAGAAUCUGAGGAUUUGUAUGCUGCCUUGUCGGCCAGCAUGGAAGACCAGAUAAAGGAAAGUUCAUCUGCAAGUGUCCCUAUUCAAGAGAUCUUAUCUGAGCUUGGUGAAAAGAUCAACAAUAACCAAGUCAACCGGUUCAACAUAAACCGUGCAGCUGUGCUAGAUGGUGCCAUUCGGGGCUUCAAAAGAAUCUCUUAUGACCCGACUCACAGGAUUAGUGUGAGAUUUUCUGAUGACAAAGGAAAAACUGAAGAAGCUGUGGAUCUUGGGGGUCCGAGAAGAGAAUUUCUUCGACUGCUUACAGAAGCUCUUGCACAGUACGAAAUGUUUGAGGGAACAGAAGGUAACCUCAACUUGGCUCUUGAUGCAACAGCUGUCAGAGAGGACCGUUACUUUAUCACAGGAAGGGCUAUUGCAGUCAGUCUGGUACAUGGCGGGCCUUCACCAAAUUUCUUGUCCAAAACACUGUUUGACUGCAUAGUUCAAGGGCCAGAGAAAUCUAGACCGCGUCUGGAGGACAUCGCCGAUGUUGAAAUCCGUGAAAAAAUACAAAAGGUUUCAGAAUCGACAACUCUGGAGCAACUCAUCCAGUCAACUCAGCCUCUCCUUGAUUACCUUGCCAAUGCAGGCUGUCUGAAGCCACUGAAAACUGUUGACGACAGGGAUAGACUUGUAGAAGAUGUCUUGAUGUUUCAGGUGAUUAAUCGAGUCCGUGGACCAUUUGAAAGGUUUAGAGAUGGAUUGAAAACGCUUGGAGUCCUGGAGCAGAUCCAGAUGCAUCCAGAAUCUUUCAGUCCAGUGAUGUGCUACAAUCCAAAGCCGCUAACUGCUGACCAGGUUGAUGAGCUGUUCCACAUCCGAUGGUCAGAGGAGGGGACCAACCAGAAAAGAGAGGAGGAAACCGUAGUUGCAUUCUGGAGGGACUAUUUACAAGAUGUUGAAGAAGAAGAUGGAGCAGAGAAGUUGGGGGACAUCCUAGCAUUUGCAACUGGAUCUGAUGCAGUACCACCAAUCGGCUUUUCUCCUCAGCCAUCUCUUGAGUUUAUUCACCCGAGUGGUAGAGCACAAAAGUUCCCUGUUGCCAACACCUGCAUCAGCUGUCUUCGACUGCCCAUCUAUAGCACGUACAGUUGUUUUAAGAGCAACAUGGACUUUGCAAUAAGAAACACACAGGGCUUUGGCAUGCCAUAGAUGAUGAAUGUACAUUUUAAUGUUUGUUUGUACAGCAUCACAGUUAUGUCGGUAUCGACUCCAAUUUUGUGUAAAUGUUGGAAAUGCAAGUUAUUUUAUUCACACUAGAAACACGUUUUAUUGUUUUAUUAACGUUAGCGGAUACAUGUCCUAGUGAGGGUUUACAUUUGCCCUGUUUGUUUUUUGCAUUACUGUUCUUAAGAGUAUCACAUGGCACGGUCUAGAUUUCAUAGCAGACCUCGACACGUCUAAACACUGCAACCGUGAAUGAACGGGACAAGCCUGUCAGCAGCCCCCAAAGUUUAAUUUUUGUAUUGUCAAGUUUAAUUCAAGGUUGCUUGUUGGAUAAGCCGGGGAGGUAUUUUGCAAAGCUGACUAAGCUUGACUUCUGCAAUGAGAAGCCUGGAAAAUAUAAAUCGCUUCCUGGGUUUUACUUUUGUGAUGCCCCACACGUAUGAGUAGGGUCUACCUAACUGUCGCCCUAAAGGUGAGCCUGGGUGGGGCCUCAUCUUGAUGGCUAAUGGAGAGCACCUGGCCCCGGUGUCUCCUAAGCUAUAUAUGCCAUGCCCCUGCCAGUUGAAGGAGGCCAGAGAGAGCCAGAGAAAAGAUCCAGAGGGGGAUCCAGAGGAGACAGACCUGGCCUUCGCUCCCCGCUGCAGUCUCCAUACAUUACUGUUAUGUUUUGAGUUAUUCUUUUCAUUCACACACGCACCACACCAUGUUUCACACAUCCACGCUUACACCACUGAAUUACUGACUUCCCACCUCAUAGGAUCGUUAUGGUUUGUGGAUAUGGGUUAUAAUUUAAGUUCUCCGGUUAGGGUUAUACUUUAAUAAACAUAUUCUUACUCUCGUACACCGUCUUCUGCUCCUGAUGUUUGUCAUAGCUUGAGCCAGCUAUGACACUUUGCACUUAAAUCAGACCAAAAAAUAGAUGAUCAGCUAAUGUCCAGAAAUGGAAAAAGAAACUGCUUUUGAUUUUCAGUGUUCUUUUAUACAGGUACAUUUACACAUCAAUAAAAGCUGGUUUUCAAAUAAUAGCUCAAUCUCUUUAUUCACAUCCAAUGUCACCUACUUGACAUUCACACUAGAACAUAAUAAAAAUACCACAGUAAUCAAAUAGUACCAGCAACAUAUCUUUCAUCUAUCUUAACAGUAGCUAUUCACUAUGAUAUACGUAUCUUAUAUUAUGUAUAGAUCAAGAUGUAGAUGUUUUUGAUCCACAAAGGAUAAAGCCCCAAGUUCCAUUUUAGAUGUCAUCUUUCUGUUUCUGCGAUGCAAUGAUAGCUUUGGCGCUUCACCGCAGCCAGGCAUCACCCAGUUGGGUGCUACACAUUGGUACUGGACAAUUUACAGACUAUUCAUGCUUGUCACCACCACCAACCAUUAUUACUUUUAUUUGUUCUUAUUCUAUUAACAAUUGUGUAUUUAAUGCUGCGUAAAGUGCUAUAUAUAUAUUUAUAAUUAUUCAAAUCUGAGAUUCACUUAGUCUACUGGGAUGUCUUGCUUGUAAAAAAUGUAAAAGAGACAGAAAUAAUUGAAUUCCAUAAUUUCCAUCAUUCAUUAAUGGGUCAAUUAAUUGUUGAAUUUCUUGCAUGGUGCUAUUGCUUACAUUAAUACUGUUUUCAGGAACCUCAAUAUUAUUCCUGCUAUCUACUACAGGUAGUGCGUCUCUAUUACUAGUUUCUAAAUAUUCAUGUACACAAAUAUUCAAUAUGACUGACAACACCUCUAUGCCACAAUUGCAAUGGGGUUUGGCUUCCUUGGGUAGAGAGUCCAUGGUUAUUCCAUUGGCUCCUGAAUUCUCUGACUGCCCUUUGAACCCGAGGUAAAUAAAUGUAAUGCAAACAAAAUAAAUUAAGAUCACAAAGA